GUAUUAUGCGGUUUAUACCGGUAGAAGAAAUCUAAACCAUCGCUCGGACGACUCUCUGCCAAUCGACAUCGGAGGCACCAGCGGCACAAGGAGGCACCGGCGAGAAGAACGCCAAUAUGGCGGACAAGGCUGUGACUAUCCGAACAAGGAAGUUCAUGACAAAUCGUCUCCUCUCCAGGAAACAAUUUAUCAUUGAUGUGUUGCAUCCAGGACGUGCCAAUGUUUCUAAGGCUGAGUUGAAGGAGAAAUUGGCAAGGAUGUAUGAAGUGAAAGAUCCAAAUGCCAUAUUUGUUUUUAAGUUCAGGACGCACUUUGGUGGAGGCAAAUCCACUGGUUUUGGCUUGAUCUAUGAUUCUGUUGAGAAUGCAAAAAAAUACGAGCCAAAAUACAGGCUCAUCAGGAACGGUCUCGAUACCAAGGUUGAGAAGUCCAGGAAGCAACUGAAGGAGAGAAAGAACAGAGCAAAGAAGAUACGUGGUGUGAAGAAGACUAAAGCUGGAGAUGCUGCUAAGGCUGGCAAGAAGAAAUGAUUUUCUAGGAUAUCCUGUUUUUCGUGUUUGGAAACUGGGUACAGAAAUUUCUCCUUGCAGCACGUUCUUAUGUUGUGUCAUUUUGUCUAGUUAAAUUUAGUUGCCGUUUUCCAUUAGAAAAAAAUGCAUUUUUGUGGAGUUUUUCAAGUCCAAGUAUUGAAUUCUUAACACAUUCGCAGAUAGGAAGGAAGCAAAUCGUUCAGUUUCUUAUCAUGUUAUGAUAUCUUGCAUGCAUAGCUAUGUUGAUUCUGUUACGUGAUUGAAAAACUUUAGACACUCCAUGUUUUACUCCUGCCAGCUUUGUCUUGUUGGUAUUGAUCCUGGGCUAUUUUGGCAUUUUCUCAUA
Olea europaea var. sylvestris is the source of this 876-nucleotide messenger RNA. RefSeq names its product 40S ribosomal protein S24-1-like. Gene Ontology annotation, cellular component: ribosome. Gene Ontology annotation, biological process: translation. The record is from RefSeq and is a predicted model, not a curated record. The transcript has 6 exons. Bases 117 to 530 code for a protein of 137 amino acids. Gene Ontology annotation, molecular function: structural constituent of ribosome. NCBI's taxonomy places the organism in Eukaryota, Viridiplantae, Streptophyta, Magnoliopsida, Lamiales, Oleaceae.